GCUGCAUCAUGAAUAGUUUGGGGGCACCUUUCAAUCGCAUACCUCUGGAAUGGCGGGGAUUACACAGCCGAGACCCGGAGAGCAUGUAAACGCAAAUGGAGUUUGGGAUUUAUUACAAAAUAUGGGAAAGAUGACCGUCUUCUCGUUGUGCUUGCUCUUGUGCGCGGAUCUACUGGAUUUAGCCGUGGGAUAUUUGACUGUAACCAUAGAGCCCCUGCCUCCGGUCGUUGUGGGGGAGACUGUUACCCUCAAGUGUAACUUCAAAACUGAUGGGAGGCUUCGAGAGAUUGUUUGGUACAGGGUCACAGAUGGAGGAACCAUCAAGCAGAAAAUCUUCACCUAUGAUGCUAUGUUUAAUACCAAUUACUCCCACAUGGAGGACUACCGCAGGCGUGAGGACCUGGUGUACCAAUCAACAGUCCGGCUCCCAGAGGUACGGAUCUCAGACAACGGGCCUUACGAAUGCCACGUCGGUAUCUAUGACCGGGCAACAAGGGAGAAGGUUGUCCUGGCUUCAGGAAAUGUUUUUCUUACUGUUAUGUCACCUCCAAACAACAUAUCGGUGGUGGCAGAGAACACUCCAGCCCCAUUCAGUCGGUACCAGGCCCAGAAUUUCACUCUCGUCUGCACUGCAAAAGGAGGGAAACCAGCCCCAUCGGUGUACUUUAAGCGUGAUGGUGAGCUGAUCGAGGUGAUCUCCUACACUCAGACUUCCACCCCAGAGCAGGCAGGAGGUUCAGCAGGAGUGAGAGGAGCUAGGCCGCUCAUCAGCAGGGACCUGGAUGACACUAAACUGCAGCGUUCCCUCUCCCUCCUGGACCCCGAGGGGCGGUCGUCGUCUCGUCUGAACACGGAGAGCCCGCCGCGUUUCCACACUCAGGGCCAGCAGGCCCACGAGCCCAGUCCGGCCACGGAGGUCAUCCCAGAGACUGUGGUGAGCCGAGAGUUCCCCCGCUGGGUACACAGCACGGACCCGCUGUACUACUUUAGCCACACUCACAUCCCUCAGAGCGACGGCUCUGUGGUGGUGCAGGCCCGACUCACCUGGACCCUGAACCCUCAGCUGGAUAAUGACGCUUUGUUUAGCUGUGAAGUCAAGCACCCAGCACUGUCCAUGCCCAUGCAGACAGAGGUCACACUGUCUGCUCCAAAGGGUCCUAAACUCUUUAUGACCCCCACAAGGGCAAAGGUGGGGGAUACAGUGCGUAUCACUGUGCAAGGAUUCCAGGUAGGAUCGUCCGGGAAUGAGGUGUUCCCAGAGCCUCUCUUCACCUGGACGCGGGUGGGGGGCCGCCUGCUGGACGGCAGCCUCGAGCGAGAGGGGAAGGAGCUGAUUCUGGAGCGGGUGCCAGCGGAGCUCAAUGGCUCCAUGUACCGCUGCACGGCCCAGAAUCCUUUGGGCUCAACGGAUACCCACACUCGCCUCAUAGUCUUUGAGAAUCCAAGCAUGAUGAAAAACACACAGAACCCGAACAAUGGAGCCUCUCGCAUUGACAUGCUCGGACUUACGUCGAUGGCACUCGUCCUCACAGUGACAGUGGAACUGACGUGAAACCCCUCAUCCGAGACGCUCGCACACAUACACAGAUACACACAUACACAUACUUGCCCUUCUUACACAACAUCCGCACACACGAAUCCUGCAAGCCUUCUCCAGUCACCAACGGGCCCUCCAUGCGUCAGUCGAUGAGGAAACAGUGCCACCAGGAUGGCGCUCCACUGUUUUUGUUUUUGUUCUUUUUUUUCUCUUUUUGUAUUGAAAUAAUAACCAAGAUAAUGACAAAAAAAGACCGACAUGAUGAACAUGACAAUAACCACCUCCUAUAUAGCCCCGCCCAGUUACACCUUUUUUUGUUUCUUGUCCCACGUCUGCCUGUUGAUCAAUAAAAUCAGUUGAUUGAAAACGGAAAAAGAACAAAGCAUUUUAUUUUGAUGAGUCAAAAUGUGAUUGAAGUGUGAAAAGUGGAACUGGCUUAGGCUUCAUAUCAGCCACACCCGUCUCUUUCAUGUCCUGGGAUGCACCUGAUUAUAGCAACAAGCUGAUAAACCCACGGGGGAACAAACACAGAUGCUCCAAGAGAACAUUCUUUUUUUAUUAAUAUACAAGUUUUCCUUUUUUUCCUGAAGGCUCGGAAUGUACCAGAGGAUUUAAACGUAUUGAGAAACUAGAAAAAAAAUCUCCUUUUUGAGUGUAUUUUGUGUACAUCAGUGUAAAUAUUGAAAAUAAUUAAAGAGGUUAUAUGGGUUUUGGUGAGGGCUGGUUGUGAGAAUCGCUGGGAGUUUACACUUCUCCUCCACCUUUGUUUGUACUUCAUUCAACACUGUUUUCAGAGAUCAUUCUUGGCUGAAAGGACAGAAACAUUAACAGCCUUUCUGUUUCUCAUUUGGGCUUUUUAUAUCUUCAUGGCAGGUCUCCAAGGACAGAGUGAAAAAAUUACCUAACAUAUGUCUGCUGUUUUGGGGUUGUGGUGCAUGUGACGUUUGAAGAUUCUUUCUCCUUUUAUUUCUUUUUUUUCUUUUUUUUCUUUUUGGUGUGUUGCA
This is a messenger RNA of Cheilinus undulatus (humphead wrasse), 2541 nucleotides long. It is a transcript of the gene igsf21a, whose product is annotated as immunoglobin superfamily, member 21a. The coding region runs from base 50 to 1552 and encodes 500 amino acids. NCBI's taxonomy places the organism in Eukaryota, Metazoa, Chordata, Actinopteri, Labriformes, Labridae. The record is from RefSeq and is a predicted model, not a curated record. Gene Ontology annotation, biological process: homophilic cell-cell adhesion; heterophilic cell-cell adhesion. The transcript has 10 exons. Gene Ontology annotation, cellular component: adherens junction.